Messenger RNA from Cryphonectria parasitica EP155, 1044 nucleotides. RefSeq lists its product as uncharacterized. The coding region runs from base 1 to 1044 and encodes 347 amino acids. NCBI's taxonomy places the organism in Eukaryota, Fungi, Ascomycota, Sordariomycetes, Diaporthales, Cryphonectriaceae. The record is from RefSeq and is a predicted model, not a curated record. Gene Ontology annotation, molecular function: phosphatidylinositol kinase activity. Gene Ontology annotation, biological process: phosphatidylinositol metabolic process. The transcript is spliced from 3 exons.
AUGGGUCGACUCGACGCGAUUGCACGUUCCAUCGUGCUGACCCUCAUCAACGGCGCAAAGAAGAGGUCACGCUCGCCCAUUGCCUUCAUCCUCACGCUCAUCUCCACCAUCUUCUCAAUCUACCAACUGCCGCUUCACAAGCACCGGCCCCAGGUCUUCCAAGAUCUUCGUGAGAAACAUUGGAAACUCGAGGAAGAUGAAUACAUCACGUCAUUCAGGCCAGUGGAAGACGGUAAACCCGAAGACGUCUUAAUGCCGAUGGGAGACAUGGGAUUCUCUGGAUCAACUUUUUUCUCCACAACUGAUCAGAAAUUUCUCGUAAAAUCCGUACCACGCCAUCACGAGCACACCUUCUUUCGCAACGACUUGCUUGACACCUAUGUAGCACAUAUCGCUGGCCAUCCCAAGUCCCUCAUUGUUCGCAUUUGUGACUUCCUUGCCAGCUCUGGCCUGUCUCUUGGGCACCAGCUGGGUACGGCCCCAAGCCACCAUAUCGUCAUGGACAACAUCUUGUAUGGAAAAGAGGACGCCGAGAAGGCGGGCAAGCCGGACUGGGAACAGUGGGAUCUCAAGCCGACAAGCUAUUUCUACCCAGAGCGGGACAUUGCGGAAGGGAGGCUUACAAGCGAGGCCACCAAGAGCCAGCUGGCAGACGAGUUCCACGACAAGAUCAUUUUAAGCAAGGAGAAGGCCGAUGAGUUCUGGCGAUGCUUGGAGGAAGACACGCGCAUGCUGGCACACUACAAUGCGGUUGAUUACUCACUCUUUCUGCCUCCUGCUGUACCGCCAGGACCGGCGUCAUGGAGAACCGGAAUACCGAGCGCUGACGGCAAAUUCCUCUACCGCGCAGCCAUCCUUGACUUCUUCUGGGCCAAACACAAAAUGCAGCCGCGUCUGAUGACAUUUUUGAUUAAUGCAUACAACAAACUGAUCCAUCACCAUGGACCGAUGAGCAUCACCACUACGCCAGAAGAGUACAGAGAGCGUUUCUUGAAGCUAUGCCACGAGAUCGUGGAGGUUAGAAACAGCCAAGUAGAUGAGUAG